This is a messenger RNA of Sus scrofa (pig), 492 nucleotides long. It is a transcript of the gene SPACA3, whose product is annotated as sperm acrosome associated 3. The record is from RefSeq and is marked provisional. NCBI's taxonomy places the organism in Eukaryota, Metazoa, Chordata, Mammalia, Artiodactyla, Suidae. Gene Ontology annotation, molecular function: lysozyme activity. Gene Ontology annotation, biological process: fusion of sperm to egg plasma membrane involved in single fertilization. Gene Ontology annotation, cellular component: acrosomal vesicle; sperm flagellum.
AUGGAAGCCCGGAGCCGGGCUCCCAGGAGGCGGCUGUGCCCACCCGGGAUCGUGUUGUUGACCUUGGCCUCUCUGCUCAGCUGUCUGCUCACCUCCGGCCAGGCCAAGGUCUACAGUCGCUGCGAGCUGGCCAGACUGCUCCAGGAUGUAGGCUUGGAUGGAUUCCGAGGAUACAGCCUGGCUAACUGGGUCUGUCUGGCUUACUUCGCAAGUGGCUUCAACACAGCUGCUGUGGACCACGAAGCAGAUGGAAGCACCAACAGUGGCAUCUUCCAGAUCAACAGCCGGAAGUGGUGCAGAAAUCUCAACCCCAGUGUCCCCAACUUGUGCCAGAUGUACUGCUCUGACUUGUUGAAUCCUAACCUCAAGGAUACUAUUAUCUGUGCCAUGAAGAUAGCUCAAGAUCCCAAGGGGCUGGGGACCUGGGAGGCCUGGAGGCACCACUGCCAGGGCAAGGACCUCACUGACUGGGUCGAUGGCUGUGACUUAUAG